AUGGUGAACAUGGAUAGUCUCAAACUGAGGCAACUCAGCCGCGCGCAGAUUCAAGCUAUUGCAAAGCAAAAAGCCGUCAAGGCAGUUGGCAAGACGGAGGAAAUUAUCCGCCGAUUGAUGAAGAAACAUCCUGGAGGUGUUCCUAUGUCUAAAUCCCCUUCCUUGAAGGGAAGGUCUUCACGACAGAAAAAGCAAAGGACAUCACUGGACAGUAAUAAAAGGCAAGAACUUGAGCCAGAGAAGAGUGCGAUGAUGCCGGCGGCGGAAAAUGUCUCGGCAGUCGCAGGUCCCUCCAACGCGGUACCUGAGCAAUCGCAUGCAAUAUCACAUCCCGAUCUCGAGCCGAGUGCCAUAUUCAAGGUUGGACCUCGUCAAGACAGCGCGGGUGGAAACAUCACUAUCGGUGGUGAAGGAUAUUACGACGAAGAUGACGACGAUACCACCAGCUGGAAAUCAUUUCCCAGAGUGGAGAAUGGGCCAACUAUCAGAGAGGUUCGACACAUACUGCGAGAAUUCACCACACUUGUAGACGACAAACCGGGGAUUAAGAAGAGGAUGCUGGAAACAUCUAUGUUGAUCGAGCGUGCCUCCAAGGUCGUUGACGCAGUCCAAGCGGCUGUGGAAGAAACAUGCUGGACAAGAAUCGUACUGGAGGAAGAUCUGAUGGCCAAGAUGAAGGAAAAGGAUGAGAUAUGGGAUGGAACGGCCCAGAUGGAGGCAGGAGCCAGAAGAAAGCGGAUCGCCUGCUUGAAACGUAAGAGAAAGUUAGCGAGGCAGGAAAAGUGGGACAAGCAAGCCAAAGAGAAUGCUGAAUUGGGUAUGGAUCCGCCGGGAUAUGACUCGGCAGCAGAAAGCUCAGAGUAUUCCGAAUCAUCAUCCAGAGGAGAUAGCAUUGGAAGAGGAGGUAAACGCUCGCUAGAAGACGAAACAGAGGUCGAACGCCCGAGCAAAAGGACCCGCCCCUGA
This is a messenger RNA of Serpula lacrymans var. lacrymans S7.9, 966 nucleotides long. RefSeq lists its product as uncharacterized. The coding region runs from base 1 to 966 and encodes 321 amino acids. Lineage: Eukaryota; Fungi; Basidiomycota; Agaricomycetes; Boletales; Serpulaceae. The transcript is spliced from 5 exons. The record is from RefSeq and is a predicted model, not a curated record.